Molecule: messenger RNA, 5386 nt
Organism: Hippopotamus amphibius kiboko
Lineage: Eukaryota; Metazoa; Chordata; Mammalia; Artiodactyla; Hippopotamidae
Gene: RAB2A
Product: RAB2A, member RAS oncogene family
Exons: 9
Coding region: 486-986 (166 amino acids)
Cellular component (GO): Golgi apparatus
Molecular function (GO): GTPase activity; GTP binding
Source: RefSeq, a predicted model, not a curated record
GCCGCAGCACUUCCGGGUCGGCGCGGAGGCGGGGCGGAGGCGCCGCGGUGGCUGUUAUUGUUCGACUGGGGUCGGCCGGGCGCUGUCUCUCUGGGCUCCGUCGGUGUCGGUUUGUCCCGCUUCCUCUCGGGCCCUCACUCCCGGCGGCAGACGGCGGCGGCGGCGGCUGCGGCGGCGGCGGGCGGGGCCUGGCGUUUCGAGGCCGCGCGGCGCCGGGGUGAGGGACGCGGAGGAGGAGGAGCAGUAGCAGGAGGAGGAGCCGUGUGCCCUGGCACCGAGCGGCCGCGGCCAUGGCGUACGCCUAUCUCUUCAAGUACAUCAUCAUCGGCGACACAGGUGUUGGUAAAUCAUGCUUAUUGCUACAGUUUACAGACAAGAGGUUUCAGCCAGUGCAUGACCUUACUAUUGAUGAACUUUAGUCUGUUUGCCAAACUGCAAAACUUUUAGUGAGACACUUAAAAUUUGGUGUAGAGUUUGGUGCUCGAAUGAUAACUAUUGAUGGAAAACAGAUAAAACUUCAGAUAUGGGAUACGGCAGGGCAAGAGUCCUUUCGUUCCAUCACAAGGUCAUAUUACAGAGGUGCAGCAGGGGCUUUACUAGUGUAUGAUAUUACAAGGAGAGACACAUUCAACCACUUGACAACCUGGUUAGAAGAUGCCCGCCAGCAUUCCAAUUCCAACAUGGUCAUUAUGCUUAUUGGAAAUAAAAGUGAUUUAGAAUCUAGAAGAGAAGUAAAAAAAGAAGAAGGUGAAGCUUUUGCAAGAGAACAUGGACUUAUCUUCAUGGAGACUUCUGCUAAGACUGCUUCUAAUGUAGAAGAGGCAUUUAUUAAUACAGCAAAAGAAAUUUAUGAAAAAAUCCAAGAAGGCGUCUUUGACAUUAAUAACGAGGCAAAUGGCAUUAAAAUUGGUCCUCAGCAUGCUGCUACUAAUGCCACACACGCAGGCAGUCAGGGAGGACAGCAGGCCGGGGGAGGCUGCUGUUGAGUCUGUUUUUACUGUCUCGCUGCCCAGAAGGGGCGACUCACCUAUUCUUUCACCCUCUCCUCCUGCUCAGCUGAGACAUGAAACUAUUCGAAAUGGCUUUAUGUCACAGAAGACUUUAAUCCUUCAAAUUCUUGUAUAACUUUGAAUAAAUGGUUAAUGUUCACUUAAAAAGACAGAUUUUGGAGAUUGUAUUCAUAUCUAUUUGCAUUUGAUUUCUAGGUCAAUUGAUGUGAUUAUUUUUGUUAAAUGUUGUCUUGUGCCCUUACCUACAAACUGAAUUGUAUUAAACACUACAAAGUCAUCUUGAGUAUUUUAAAUCAGUUUGUGUAGUUAGGUUUCCCCACACCUGUGGUUACCUAAUGUUUAAUAUUAUAGAACUGUCCUCAAAAGUUUGUCAAUUUUCAAGGCUAUAAGGAAAACAGAAGGACUCUUUUAAUUCUGUAUUUAUCAUUUACUUUCUGUAUAUAUAGUUUAAUAACCUGCUUGGGUGUAAUUUGCCAAGCUUGAAUUCUUUAAUGCAUUUGCAUAAAUUCUAUACUGUUUAGAGCUUAAAGCUACAGAAGCAUCAUUAGGAAUUGCUUGGACACUGAAUUUUAAACUUUUUGACAUUGUUAACAAGCAUGUUCAUCUUUUCUCGUCACUAGUCCAAGAGAAAUAUGCUUAAUGUACAUUACUAAAGGCUAUGUACGUGUUAACCUGUUUUCAUGCCAAAAGUUUGCUGUUUGUCCACAGUUUCUUUAAGACCUCUUCAGAAAAGGAUUUGUUUGCCUUAAUGCAUACUGCUGGAUAAAAACACAGUAUAAUGCGUGAGGUGGGCGGAAGCAAGAACUCCCGCCACCUGAGCGACUCCAGGAGGAGUGAAUGUCCGUGUAGGUGGCAUAUUAUGAGGACUUUAAUCUUUCCUGAAACACAAUAAUGUUUUCUUUUUUCUUUUAUUCACAUGAUUUCUAAGUAUAUUUUUCAUGCAGGACAGUUUUUCAACCUUGAUGUACAGUGACUGUGUAAAAUUUUUCUUUCGGUGGCAACCUAUAAUCUUUAAAAUAUGGUAAGCAUCUUGUCUGUUCUGAAAGGAUGUGACAAUAAACCUACCAGAUGGAAAAUCCUGUUAAAAGUAGAAAAGCUUUAGUAAUUUGCUCAGUGUGGUGGUUUUAUCCUUCUUUUUCUUUUUCUCCCUUGGUCUAUAAUGAAAUUGUUAUAGCAGUGCAAAAUAAAAUGCUACGUAUAAAAGUGUUCUUUUUUUUAUUAUGACAUCAUUUUUUUUUUAAGAAUGUAAUUUUUUAGUCCAUCCACAGCUUUUACAUAUAUUAAAGCAUAUUUUUUAAAAGGGUCAGAAUGUUUAAUAAUACCCUUUUUAAAAAUUUUGCUAGGAUGUGAUAAAAAUCUUUUUAUAGUAUUGAAACUGUUUUUGUUAUUGGUGGUACAAGCAAGUAUUUUAAGUCUGAAACUAACUGCUUUCAAUCCACUCACCGACUUUAGCUUUCUGCUGGUCUUUCCUGAAGACUCAGCAGUGCUCUGUCAAAGCUUUGACGUUACUCUUGUGGGACAUCACCCAGUGCUUAGUUUUUUGUUUUAACUGGUUCCUAGAGUGCAGAGGGAAAGGUGAGGAGAAGUCGAGUUUCUUGAUUAUUUUUAUUAUAAACUUUUUUUUCCUUAAAGUGGUCUUAUCAAAUUCACUAAUCUUACCAUUACUCUCCUUAGUGGUGAGUAGGACAAGUUGGGACUUGUUCUGCUUUGUACCGGGAGGAAGAUGAUUAUGUGGCAACUGUUGAUUUUAAACGGCUGUUAAUUUUUCCAAAAACUUAAUGUGUUUCUUUUCCAUGUUGUCUCCUCUAAUUUUUCUGUAAAUCGAGUAUAAGAAGAGAAAGUAAUGGUAAAAAACAAACAACAAAGCACAUGUAUUUUAAUACCCUAAGGAGAGCUGCAGCCCUCAGACACACCCAUGCACAGCAGCCUGAACCUGCCCCCGGCCUGGGCAGCAGGGCCAGAAGAGGGCUGCUCCAUAGUUAUCACCACUUUCUCUACAAAUCCCACCUGCCGUUAAGGAACAUAUGUGAUGAAUCCUUUACGGCAGUCAAAGCAGUGUCACUGUCUGGUUUCUACUCUGUGCUGUCUUAUUAUCCUUAAUCACAAAUAAUGAAAUAGUGGCAUCUGGAACCGAACCUUUAAUAUUGGAAUUAAGUCUUUAAAUGAUUUUUGAUCAAUUUUGGUAGCACCUAUGGACAUGUUUUAAGAGCUAGAAAAUUAGUCACUAAAAAAAAAUAAAUACAACUUUUAAUGUCUCAAUGUAACAUUCCAAAGUUGUAAUUUUCAUACAGACAAUGUUAUAAUUUGCCUCUGGUGUAACAAAACUGGAUUAAGACCAAAUUUUUGAAAGAGUAGUGUAUAAUUAGGUAUACAAGUCAAACAAUAUAUGAGAGCAAGACUGUAUCUUCAUACACAAUUUGUUUUUAAUUUUUUAUUGAAGUACAGUUGAUUUAUAGUCUUGUGUUAGUUUCAGAUGUACAGCAAAGUGUUUUGGUUAUACAUAUAUAUGUAUACAUCUAUAUUCUUUUUAAAUUCUUUUCCAUUAUAGGCUAUGUGUUUAACUUUAAAAUAGCCUGCUAACAGGAAAACAGUCCCUAUUUAUUUUCUAAUCGAGAGUAGGAAUGUAUAUGAUACCAGAAUGUGUCUGAUUACUCAAAAAAUUAUGUAUGUUUGGCUUUGGAAUACAUUAAACACUUAUCCCCUCAUAGGUAGUGAAGCCCCGUCUAAGCUCAGUACUGAGGUUGGCAGCACAGGGUUUGACUGUGAGCUAAAAAUUAAUACAAAAAGAAAACCAUAAUGCAAAAAGAUAGCCCUGUUUGAGCAUAAGUAAUUGAUAUUACAAAUAAAUGAACAUAUCUACCUGUGUUUCUUAAAGAGUUCAUAUGUGCUUCAGUGUUGAAAUGAGAAUAGAACCUAACCCUGUAAGUAGAGUGUCUCGUGUUGUAUUGGUAUAUACUGGACAACAGUACUUAGUUGGUUGAAGUCAUGAUGGGGAAACUUUAAGGUGCCAGUGUAUAGAUUCAGUAUUCAUUAGCUUUAGAAAAUCAUCAGGCCAGCUCUUAAAAACUGAAGGACAAAGGACCAGAAACCUGAUAGGAAACAUGGAAAAAGACAGUUCACAAAAUAAAAGAUAUAAAAGUGUUCCUAAAAAUAUGUUUUUAAACUCAAACAGAAAUGCAAAUUAAAACUGAGAUACCAUUUGUCACCUGUGAGAGUGGAAGAAGUUUAAUACAAGUAUGACAACACAUUCUGUUGGUGAAAUGUCUCAUACGUUGCUGGUGGAAGUGCAGACUAAUACUCCCUUUCUGGAGAGGAACUUGGCAAUACCUAACAGAACCAGGAGAUACUUACCUGUUGACCCAGCCUUCCCACUUCCAGGAAAAUACUCUGGUGAUACCCUCCAACAAUGCAAAAGCACAGAUGCACAAGGUUGCGCAUUGCAGCAUUGGCUGUAAUUGCAAAAUAAUUGAAAACAGCCUGUACAUAGGAGAGUGAUUGAGUAAACUGGUACAUCACAUGAUAUAGUCCUACACAAGUGUAAAAAGUAUGUGGAAGAGCUCUGCGUACUGAUGUCAUGAUUUCCAGGAUAUAUUGUUAAAUGAGAAAAGCAAAAUGUAAGCGCAAGAAGAAUAAACUGGAAACUGAUGAUACUGGUUCCCUACAGAGAGUGGGUGAGUACGGAGUGGAAAGUAAGGAGGAUAUUUGGGCCGAGUAGCACCUUUCAAUAUACAUUUUCGUUUAACUCUGAUUCAAAACUGUAGUGAGUAAUGUUUCACACACUCUGAAAAUAAUUAAAAUCAACCAUGAUGUGACAGGAACUCAAAGUGAAGUAAAAACUAAUGAUUGAACCUACCUGUAUUAAAGAGUGACAUUCCACAUUGCACAGUUCUGUGGAAUUCUUGCCCAAAAUGUAUAACUUCAGCCUAGUCACUGGGAAAGCUCAGACCAACCCAAACUGAGGAAAGUCCUACAGAGUAAGUGGCCAGUACUCUUCAAAAAUAUCAAAGUUGUGAAAGAUAAAGAAUCAGGAACAGUCACAGAUUGGAAGAGACAGAUGUGACAACUGAAUAAAGUGUGCGUGCUGGAUGGGUCCUGGAGGGGGUUUUGAUGAGGGAGGGGCACACGGGGGGCUUCUCUGGUGUAUGUUCUGUUUCUUGGCUGUAGUGGGGGUUAUAUGGAUACUUGCUUUAUAAUUCUUUAAACUGUGCCUGUGUGUUGUAUUCACUUUCUUGUAAAUAAGAUUUUGUCUCCAUCAAACAAAAAUGCUGCCUUAUGAAUUGCCCUCAAAACUAUGUGAAGUUUGCCCUGUCCCCUUUUUAGGGGUUGACUUGUGCUACACGCCCCCCCCACCCCAAAUACAUAUGCUGAAGUCCUAA